This is a messenger RNA of Stylonychia lemnae, 696 nucleotides long. The record is from the annotation of a GenBank genome assembly. Lineage: Eukaryota; Ciliophora; Spirotrichea; Sporadotrichida; Oxytrichidae.
AUGUCAGAAGGACUUCUUGGAUAUAACGGAGACUCUAAAUUCUAUGAUGCUCAAGAUAGACUCAACUUCGUGAGAAAAGUCUAUUCGAUUCUUGGAGUUCAAAUAUUGAUUACUUCUCUCAUCACUUUAAUUCCAAUGACAAAUGAUCAUGCAAAGAUCUGGAUGCAAGAUAACUACGGACUCUUAAUUGCAUGCUGCAUUGGGGCUAUUGUAAUUAGUUGCGCAAUGAUUUGCUUUUUACCUUUAACAAGAAUGGUACCAUACAAUUAUGUGAUGCUUUUGUUGUUCACUCUAUGUGAGUCUUACUUGGUGGCUUCGUGUGCAGCUGUAUCAGAUGAGAGCGCUGUGAUCUGUGCUGCCUUUUCAACAGCGGUGAUAGUUUUAGGAAUAACAGUGUUUGUUUGGUUCUCAAAAGUAGAUUUUACAUUCCUCGGACCAAUCAUUCUGAUCAUAGGUUUAUAAAUGUGUAUGCUCUCAAUAUUCAUAUUCUUCUUCCACUUUAAAGCACUCAAGAUGGUUUACUGCAGUUUGGCAGUCAUUUUAUUCUGUUUCUAUCUUAUCUUUGAUACUUAACUAGUUAUGGGUGGAAGAAGAUAUCAGGUUGAGGUAGACGACUACAUUCUUGGAGCUUUUAUUUUAUACACAGACAUCAUUAUGAUAUUCCUAUAUCUUUUGAGACUUUUCGGAGGAAGAUGA